AUGGGGGCAAAGAGCAUAGCAGCCUCUUCUACAAAGAAGAUUAAGAAACAGCAUAAUGGAAAAGUGAAAAAGAGCAAGAAAAUCAAGAAAGUACGGAAGUCAAAGAAGCCUAAAUCCUUGAGCGACGAAAAUGGGGUAGAAAUUGUGUCUAGUCGCAAUGAUCAAGAGACAAAUACAUCGCUUAAAGACCAUGUCACGGCGGAUGGCAUUCUUGUAUUAGAACAUAAAUCAGAUGAUGACGAAGGAUUCGAUGUCUAUGAUGGACAUUUUGAUAACCCUACUGAUAUUCCCUCGACCACUGAAGAAAGUAGAACGCCUUCAUUAGCAGUCCACGGGAAUGAAAAGGAUCUUGCCAAUAAUGAUGAUUUCAUUUCUCUUUCGGCUAGUUCUGAGGAUGAACAAGCCGAACAGGAAGAAGAGAGACAGAAAGAAGAAUUAGAAGUUAAGAAAAAAAAGCAAAAGGAGAUCCUUAAUACUGAUUAUCCAUGGAUUUUGAACCAUGAUCAUUCCAAACAAAAAGAAAUUUCGGACUGGCUAACCUUUGAAAUUAAGGAUUUUGUUGCGUAUAUUUCACCAAGUCGUGAAGAAAUUGAAAUUCGUAAUCAGACCAUAAGUUCAAUAAGAGAAGCCGUGAAACAGUUAUGGCCAGAUGCUGAUUUGCAUGUGUUUGGUUCUUACUCCACCGAUUUGUAUUUGCCUGGCUCCGAUAUCGAUUGUGUGGUAACUAGCGAGCUUGGUGGUAAAGAAAGCAGGAAUAACCUGUAUUCCUUAGCAAGCCAUUUGAAAAAAAAAAAUCUAGCGACAGAGGUUGAAGUUGUCGCUAAAGCUCGUGUUCCAAUUAUCAAGUUUGUCGAGCCACAUUCAGGGAUCCACAUAGAUGUUUCGUUUGAAAGAACAAAUGGUCUCGAAGCUGCAAAGCUGAUUAGAGAGUGGUUAAACGAUACUCCUGGCCUCCGAGAAUUAGUUCUUAUCGUGAAACAAUUUCUACACGCAAGAAGACUAAAUAAUGUGCAUACUGGUGGUCUCGGUGGUUUUAGUAUUAUAUGUCUUGUUUUUUCAUUUCUGCAUAUGCACCCACGUAUAAUAACCAACGAAAUAGAUCCAAAGGACAAUUUGGGUGUGCUCCUGAUAGAGUUUUUUGAACUUUAUGGCAAAAAUUUUGGUUACGAUGAUGUUGCAUUGGGAUCAUCAGAUGGUUAUCCAGUGUACUUUCCAAAAUCUGCAUGGAGUGCUAUUCAGCCUAUUAAGAAUCCAUUUUCACUGGCCAUUCAAGACCCAGGUGACGAAUCAAAUAACAUUAGUCGAGGCUCUUUUAAUAUCCGAGACAUCAAAAAAGCAUUCGCUGGUGCUUUUGAUCUGUUGACGAAUAGAUGUUUUGAAUUACAUUCAGCAACUUUUAAAGAUCGAUUAGGAAAAAGUAUAUUGGGCAAUGUAAUCAAGUAUCGUGGCAAGGCAAGAGAUUUCAAGGAUGAAAGAGGUCUGGUACUGAAUAAGGCCAUUAUUGAAAAUGAGAACUAUCAUAAAAAACGUAGCAGAAUAAUUCACGAUGAAGAUUUUACCGAAGAAACAGCUACCUCUACAGCUACGGCCACCACAACAGAUGAUGAUUAUGAAAUAACAAACCCACCUACCAAGAAGGCUAAGAUAGAAGCAGAACCUAAAAUUGAACCAGCAAAGGAGGAAAGUGGAGAGACACAUAUCAUCAUAUCCAGCGAAGAUGAUGAUGAUGAGGAUGGAUAUAAUCCUUAUACCCUUUAA
Saccharomyces paradoxus is the source of this 1758-nucleotide messenger RNA. RefSeq names its product non-canonical poly(A) polymerase PAP2 (gene PAP2). Gene Ontology annotation, cellular component: TRAMP complex; nucleolus. Gene Ontology annotation, molecular function: poly(A) RNA polymerase activity; mRNA binding. Gene Ontology annotation, biological process: RNA 3'-end processing. The transcript has a single exon. The coding region runs from base 1 to 1758 and encodes 585 amino acids. Lineage: Eukaryota; Fungi; Ascomycota; Saccharomycetes; Saccharomycetales; Saccharomycetaceae. The record is from RefSeq and is a predicted model, not a curated record.